Empidonax traillii (willow flycatcher) is the source of this 1327-nucleotide messenger RNA. RefSeq names its product NADH:ubiquinone oxidoreductase complex assembly factor 1 (gene NDUFAF1). Gene Ontology annotation, biological process: mitochondrial electron transport, NADH to ubiquinone; mitochondrial respiratory chain complex I assembly. NCBI's taxonomy places the organism in Eukaryota, Metazoa, Chordata, Aves, Passeriformes, Tyrannidae. Gene Ontology annotation, cellular component: mitochondrion. The record is from RefSeq and is a predicted model, not a curated record. The transcript is spliced from 4 exons. Bases 136 to 1035 code for a protein of 299 amino acids.
UACCUUUUUUGUAUUAAAGGUGAAGAUCAGCUACAGUAACUGCAGUAAGACAGCUCUGGAUACUAGUUUUGUUGUUCACUUAAUUUCCAACCCAUUAAUUGCCUUACUGGAAGUGAAUUCUUCAGGUUUACCAAUAUGACUAUGAUGUGGCUGAACGGUGCUGCCUUACGUGGUGGAUGCUGCAGGCACAAAACUUUGCUCCAGUUGCUUGGACCUCUUCUCAGCCAUUCAAAAUUGUACAGCAGCUACAGGAGGCCAGGAGCAGAGCCUGAGAAAAAAUCAUUGUGGCAGAAUGCUGAUUUCAGCUUUAAGAAGGGCUUUGAUGUCUUAAAGACUCAGCUAAGCUUACUGAAGGAGGAAACCCAGAAUCACUUAAUAGGACCUGAAGGCCGUCCAUUAAGUCAGUACCUGUUGGAACAGACGAGGGUGGUAUGGCAGUUUCGGAGCCAAGAAGAUUUGAAUAAAUGGAUUAUUUCCUCUGAUGUAGAGAUUGGAGGGAAAAGUGAAGUUUACCUCAAAUUGGGUAGGAAUAACCAGGGUGCUAUGCUGUACGGAACCCUCAAUAUGGAAGUACCUCGUGAUGGGGAGACAAAAUACAGUGGAUAUUGUAGUAUGAGAGCUAAACCGCAACUGGGAUCUUUUAGAAGGAAGAAGUAUUAUGACUGGUCAAACUUCAACAGUCUGUAUUUACGUGUCCGUGGUGAUGGCAGACCUUGGAUGGUAAACAUUUAUACAGACCCUUACUUCUCUCAUCAGAAGGAUGAUCUCUAUAACUACUUUAUGUUCACCCGCGGAGGCCCAUACUGGGAGGAAAUAAAGAUUCCAUUCUCCAAAUUCUUUCUCUCCAGUCGGGGAAGAGUCCAGGAUAGUCAGCAUCCUAUCUGGCUAGACAAGAUUAGUACCCUUGGAUUCACAAUCGGAGAUAAAAUAGAUGGUCCGUUCCAGCUGGAGAUAGAUUUUAUUGGCCUGUUAAAUGACAGAGCUCAUACAGAAGAAUUUGCCUAUGAAGCAUAUGACAAGAAUACUCCAGUCUAAGGUGGGCUGGUCUCCUUUGGGACAUUCUUCAGAUAUUUGGUUCAUUUUUAUAAAAUACUUAACACAUGCCUUACAACAACUUGAAGAUCCUCUGUAAACAUUAAAGAGAUAAUUGCCUGAAGUUUGACACCGCUGGCAUCUUGAAGUUUCCAAAUGCAGAAUCUUGGAGAGACUGUACAGACAUGUACUGCACCUAGCCUGAGGGGAAUUGUGAUAUGUUCUUACGAAGUAGUAACUCUUCCCUGGGUAAGCUUUGGCUUCUAUCCUUACUAAAAUAAAAAGUAUUUCAUGA